AUUACUAAGGAUUUUCCCCGGAGCAGGACUUUGAAGAUGACAAUUCAGUAAUGCAGAGGCUGUAUCCUCCCCGGGCCUACCUUGGAAGCUAGAGCUGCAGCUGCCCUUCAGUCAUGGUUGUUUCAAGAUUAAAGGCCAUUUCCCUGUCAUUGCCAAGCCUUUUUCUUCUUGCUUUUCAUCUCUCAGCAUCACAGAAUGUACCUGAAUACUCUGAAGCUGAACAUCAGCAAUGUGUCAGGAAAGAGCACCCCACAAUURCUUUUGAAGAUCUGAAGCCCUGGGUCUCCAAUUUCACCUAUCCAGGUGUGCAGGACUUUUCUCAGCUUGCACUGGAUGCCAACAGGAACCAGCUCAUUGUGGGAGCAAGGAACUACCUCUUCAGACUUAGUCUGCACAACGUUUCUCUUAUUCAGGCAACAGCAUGGGGUUCAGACGAAGACACCAGGCGGUCCUGUCAGAGUAAAGGAAAAACUGAGGAAGAGUGCCAGAACUAUGUGCGGGUGCUGAUCGUCUAUGGCAAGAAGGUGUUCACCUGUGGCACCAAUGCCUUCUCGCCCGUGUGUUCCAGCCGACAGGUAGGAAAUCUUAGCAAAAUCAUUGACAGAAUUAAUGGAGUGGCUCGGUGCCCGUACGACCCCCGUCAUAACUCGACAGCUGUGAUUACAUCACGAGGAGAGCUCUAUGCUGCAACUGUAAUUGAUUUCUCUGGACGGGAUCCUGCGAUUUACCGCAGCCUUGGAAAUGUUCCCCCACUUAGGACAGCACAGUACAACUCCAAAUGGCUCAAUGAGCCUAAUUUUAUUGCUGCCUACGACRUUGGUUUGUUCACCUACUUCUUUUUCCGUGAGAACGCGGUAGAACAUGACUGUGGGAAAACAGUUUAUUCUCGCGUGGCUCGAGUUUGCAAAAAUGACAUCGGGGGCAGAUUUUUGCUGGAGGACACAUGGACAACUUUUAUGAAGGCCAGACUGAACUGCUCCCGGGCUGGAGAAAUCCCUUUCUAUUAUAAUGAAUUGCAAAGCACCUUCUACCUUCCUGAGCAAGACCUGAUCUAUGGUGUCUUCACCACUAACGUAAACAGCAUAGCUGCCUCAGCAGUGUGUGCCUUCAAUCUGAGUGCCAUUACUCAGGCAUUUAAUGGCCCUUUCCGUUACCAAGAGAACCCAAGAUCAGCCUGGCUGCCAACGCUAAACCCCAUUCCCAAUUUCCAGUGCGGGACUCUGAACGAUGAUGGCCCCAAUGAGAACCUGACGGAGAGGAUCCUGCAGGAUGCACAGCGCUUGUUCCUCAUGAACGACGUGGUGCAGCCGGUCACUGUYGAUCCGUACGUGACGCAGGACAGCAUUCGGUUUUCCAAGCUCGUGGUUGAUAUUGUUCAGGGGAAGGAUACUCUCUACCACGUGAUGUAUAUUGGGACAGAGUAUGGGACCAUCUUGAAGGCACUUUCUACCACUAACAGGAGCCUGAGGAGCUGUUAUUUGGAGGAAAUGCAGAUUCUCCCUGACGGACAACAGGAACCAAUCAAGAGUCUCCAAAUCCUGCACAGCGACAGGUCGCUCUUUGUGGGUUUAAAUAAUGGAGUGCUAAAAAUUCCUCUGGAGAGAUGCUCCAUGUACAGAACAGAAGGGGAAUGUCUAGGAGCCAGAGACCCUUACUGUGGCUGGGACAGCAAGCAGAAGCGCUGCACCACCAUUGAGGACAGCUCCAACAUGAGCCUCUGGACUCAAAAUAUCACUGAGUGCCCAGUGAAAAACCUGACAACAAAUGGAAGACUGGGGCCGUGGUCCCCGUGGCAACUGUGUGAGCAUUCAGAUGGGGACAGCACAGGCUCCUGCAUGUGCAGGUCACGUUCGUGUGACAGCCCUCGUCCUCGCUGCGGAGGUCGCGCCUGCGAGGGGGCCAGGAUCGAGGUUGCAAAUUGUUCAAGAAAUGGUGCUUGGACACCCUGGUCUUCCUGGGCUCCGUGUAGCACUUCCUGUGGGAUCGGCUUCCAGGUGCGCCAGCGAUCCUGCAGCAAUCCCUCUCCCCGCUACGGGGGUCGCGUCUGCGUUGGACAGAGCCGGGAGGAGAGAUUCUGCAAUGAGAAUAGUCCAUGCCCAUUACCAAUUUUUUGGUCUUCAUGGGGUCCUUGGAAUAAAUGUAGUGUCAACUGUGGUGGUGGCAUACAUUCAAGACAGAGGUCCUGUGAAAAUGGCAAUACAUGUCCAGGCUGUGCUGUGGAAUAUAAGACGUGCAACCCCGAGAGCUGCCCGGAGGUGCGCAGGAACACCCCGUGGACCCCUUGGAUGCCCGUGAACAUCACGCAGAACGGAGCMCGCCAGGAGCAGCGCUUCCGCUACACGUGCCGUGCCCAGCUCUCCGACCCCCAUGAGCUGCAGUUUGGGAGGAAGAAAACGGAGAGCCGCUUCUGCCCCAAUGAUGGCUCGGCAGUGUGUGAUACUGACUCUCUUGUUGAUGACCUCCUCAAGACUGGUAAGACCUCGGCCCGGAUUAUCAAUGGGGGCUGGUCCUUUUGGGGGGCCUGGUCCUCCUGUUCCAGGGACUGUGAGUUGGGCUUUAGGAUCAGGAAGAGAACGUGCACAAAUCCCGAACCUAAAAACGGUGGCUUGCCCUGCGUGGGGUCAGCGAUGGAGUACCAAGACUGCAACCCUCAUCCCUGCCCAGUUACCAUUUCCUGCACAGCCAGCAGGGAGUAUUCUUGCCUGGUUUCCUGGUUUUCAAGUUUGUCCUCAUGUUUAUGUUGCACUUCUGGUCCAGAAUAGUAAUAAUAGACCAUUAACAACUGUAUUUUCACUUGCUUAUCCUUCUCUGUAAUGAUGAUCAAACCCAAAUUUAAGUGUUGUUAGACAAAUCAUCUCACCUAUUUGCAGUUUCAGCAAUUAUCUACCAUGGCAAUACAGUUUGUGGCCUGUACUUUAAAGUAUUAUUAGCAUUAUUAUGAUACUAAAACUCAAUGCAAAGAUAAAAAAAAAAAAAUAAAAACAAUGCAAACAGAAUGAUGAUCAAACGGGUAGAGCAUAGCAACAGUGGCAAAUACUGCACUCUGUGGCCAAAGAAUGAAAAUAGCUCUGUCCCUGUAAGGCAGCUAUUAGUACUAUUUUGGAAGAUCUCAGUGGCUUUUCACUAAUGUCUGUGCCCUUUUUCUGUGCUGUUUUCUGCCCUUGGACACUCUGAUGUUUUACAAUCUGUUCUGAGUGCAUGAUUCCUAUUUCUCUGUGUCUCCUUCCUUCCCUCCCUCACUUGAUGUGUAUACACAAAUCCUGGGUUUAUCUUGCACUGAGUCAUCAGGUUGUUAAAGAUAUCUCCUGAAAUAAUGUAAUGUGGACCUKCAGAUCAGAUAAUCUAGUAGGCAGACAAGAGGGGUUCAAAGUAGGGCUCUUAAUUGCUUCCCUAGAUUUAUCAUUAACUUGUUACGUGACUCUACUCAGGCAAAGCCUCUGAGCUUCUGUUUCCUGAGCGUUGGGACUAGAAGUCUUGGGGGCCCCCAACAGAAAGAAGCCAUAUAAACUCCGCUUAGGUUUUACAGCAUUUUGUUUCCAAGUAAAUCUGCUCUUGCUGUUGGUGAAGUUUCAGGAAAAAAUGCAAUAGCAGUAAUGUAAGAACAAAGUGACUACCCUAAAGAAUAGUGUGUAUUAGGGCACUUCGUGCUGUAGGCUCUUCUUUUGUGCAGAUUCAUUCUGCAUUCACAGGGUGGAUACAAAGGUUUUUGUUCCCAGGCCCAAAUGCCCUGGAGUACAAGA
Nothoprocta perdicaria is the source of this 3740-nucleotide messenger RNA. It is a transcript of the gene SEMA5B, whose product is annotated as semaphorin 5B. Gene Ontology annotation, biological process: semaphorin-plexin signaling pathway; neural crest cell migration; positive regulation of cell migration. Gene Ontology annotation, molecular function: chemorepellent activity; semaphorin receptor binding. Lineage: Eukaryota; Metazoa; Chordata; Aves; Tinamiformes; Tinamidae. The transcript is spliced from 18 exons. The record is from RefSeq and is a predicted model, not a curated record. The coding region runs from base 114 to 2762 and encodes 882 amino acids.